CUUGGUGUCCUGCUGUGCGCGUACCCGCCGCCCGCCACCGCCGUCAGCGCAGCUCCUCGGCCGCUCUGCCCUCCGGGUUCUGGCGCCGUCCCUCCCCUACUCUCCUGUAGCCGCCCGGACCGGGACUUGGGAGGCGGGCCAAGGCUGGGCGGGAGCUGCGGGACGAGCGCCUGAGGUGCCCUGGAGAAGCCAUGGAGCUCAGCGGCAAGAAGAAGCUUCACGCUCUGUCCCUGGCUGAGAAGAUCCAGGUGCUGGAACUCCUGGAUGAGUCCAAGAUGUCCCAGUCAGAGGUGGCCCGGCGCUUCCAGGUGUCCCAGCCGCAGAUCUCCCGCAUCUGCAAGAACAAGGAGAAGCUGCUGGCCGACUGGUGCAGUGGCACCGCCAACCGCGAGCGCAAGCGCAAGCGCGAGUCCAAGUACAGCGGCAUCGACGAGGCCCUGCUUUGCUGGUACCGCAUCGCCCGGGCCAAGGCGUGGGACGUGACGGGGCCCGUGCUGCUCCACAAAGCCAAGGAGCUGGCCGACAUCUUGGGCCAGGAUUUCGUGCCCAGCAUCGGCUGGCUGGUCCGCUGGAAACGCCGAAACAAUGUGGGCUUCGGGGCCCGCCAUGUACUAGCACCCCCGUUUCCCCCUGAGCCGCCUCCCCCGGGCCUCGCGUCCCAGACCAGCCAGCCGCCUCUCGCCCUGAAGGACUUCUCCCCGGAGGAUGUGUUUGGCUGUGCCGAAGUGCCCUUGCUGUAUCGAGCGGUGCCCGGCAGAGCAGGUGCGGGUGACCAGGUGCACGUGCUGCUGUGUGCCAACAGCAGGGGCACAGAGAAGCGGCGGGUACUGGUCAGCGGGCUCCAGGCUGCACCCAGGUGCUUCCUCGGGGUCAGCAGUGAGGCUCUGCCUGCCUCCUACCACCCCGACGUGGGCAUCCCCUGGUCAGAGUGGUUGGCGCAGUUUGACCGGGACAUGGGGAGGCAGGGCCGACGGGUCGCCUUGCUGCUGGCUGCCCAAGUGGUGGAGGAGUUGGCAGGCCUGCCCGGGCUCUGCCACGUGAGGCUCCUGCCUCUUUCCACCACCAGCACCACACCUUCUCUGCCCAGCUCUGUGAUCCGGGCCUUUAAAGCCCAUUACCGGCGCCGUCUGUUGGGCAAGCUGGCGGCUGUCCGGAGCAAGAGGGCCGGCACGUCGCUGGCCGAGGCCGGGGCAGGCAUCACAGUGCUGGACAUGCUGCACAUGGCGGCGGCCGCCUGGGCCAAGGUGCCUCCCCAGUUCAUCGUAAGCAGCUUCCUUCAGGAAGGGCUGGCUCCCUGCAAAGUGCCCCUGUCCUCGGACAGAGCCUCGGAGAUGCCGCCCGUCCCUGGUGGGCUGAGCUUGGAGGAAUUUUCCCGCUUUGUGGAUCUGGAGGGUGAGGAGCCCGCGUCUGGGGUGUGCAAAGAGGAGAUGGGCACUGAAGACGAGGUGGGGACUGGGGAGGAUGGCUGCGAGCCCCUGCCCACCAGAGCUGACGCCCUCCGGGCCCUGGGCACCCUGAGGAGGUGGUUCGAGUGCCAUGGUGCCUCCCCUGAGCUAUUUGAAAAAUUCUAUGCCUGUGAGGAGGAGGUUGAGCGGCUCUGCUGCCUGUGAAGGGCACCUGCUCCUCGCCAGAGCCCCCUCCUGUCCUGUUUCCCAUGGAAACGCCCUGUCACAGAAGGCAGGCGGGAGGCUGGUCUCUUUCCGGUGGCAAUGGGGCUUUUGUGAAAUGUGUAGAGGGGAGACAAGUCGGGAGAACAGGUCUGAGCCCUGAACAAGAGUUACCCGAGCCAGGGAAGAGCAUCUGAAGCGGAGCUAGGCUCCGUACUUUCUGGGCCUCCAGGGAGUCUGGGGCUUGCCUAGGUGAAAUUUGGGCUUCACAGACAGUUUGAUGCCUU
Messenger RNA from Phyllostomus hastatus (greater spear-nosed bat), 1894 nucleotides. It is a transcript of the gene TIGD3, whose product is annotated as tigger transposable element derived 3. Lineage: Eukaryota; Metazoa; Chordata; Mammalia; Chiroptera; Phyllostomidae. Bases 192 to 1610 code for a protein of 472 amino acids. Gene Ontology annotation, cellular component: nucleus. Gene Ontology annotation, molecular function: DNA binding. The record is from RefSeq and is a predicted model, not a curated record. The transcript has 2 exons.